CACGUGCAGAUAACGACAAACUGGGAUCAGUGGUGUAUGGAGCUGUACGGUAUCGAAUAUUAAACGUAAUGGCUGAAGGCGGAACCCCUCACGAUAUUCCCGAUUGUCCCGGACCUCCCAGGGAAGCCCGGCUGUUAGAUUGUCCGAUUUGUCUGGAGCAGUUGCACGAACCAAAGUCCCUCCCGUGUCUUCAUUCCUUCUGUCAGGAGUGUCUGUCCACCUUUAUCACCAAAGACCUGUCGGGGAAGAUGGCGUCGGCGACUGCCUUCCCUUGUCCUGUGUGUAGGAAGAUGACACAGCCGGUCAACCCGUCUGAGGACAAGGAGAAAUGGGCUCAACAAUUCCCAGCCAAUGCAAUAGUGAAAGAUCUGGUAAAGGAAGCGACAAUGGAACCGAUGUAUUGUAAACCUUGCGGAGGGAAAGGGAAUACUGGGAUACCGGCAGCGAUCUGGUGUAAAAUAUGCAAUGUGUUCUUUUGUGAUACAUGUAAAGUCGAUUUUCAUGAUUGGAUUCACAAAGAAUGUGAAACAGUAGAUGUAACACGGAAGGAAGGAUUUGUUCAGCGACAAGUAACAGAACAGAUCCGAUGUGAAAAGCAUACGAAGGAGGUCGAUUACUAUUGUGAGGACCAUCAUAUACUUGGCUGUAGUAGAUGUAUCACCAUAGACCACAGACGAUGUGACGAAGUGACAACGACACAGGAAUACUGUGACAAACUGAAAACGGAGUCACGACUGGAGGAUCGAAAAGAAUUACUACAAAAGACAAUGGAGGAUAUCAAGUUACUCGUCAAAACAUUUGGCGAGAAACUUCAAAUCCUCCUAGAAGAUCAAAAUUCUGGAUUUGACAGUUUAACAGAUCUGCGAAAACAGGUCGACCUACAACUUGACGCCAUGCAAAAGGACAUCACAGACAAACUGGUAUCGUCUUAUAAACAAGAAAAGGAAAAUCUGGACUUGUCUAUACAGAAAUGUGAACGUCUGAUGUCAUCCAUUGAGAAUACAGUAGAAAGCUCCGAGACAGCUGUUCAGAGGAAUGAUAGCGUAAACACAAUAUUGAUGUAUCAGAGAGGCCAAGUAGAGAUGGAGUCCUACCAGAACCUGAUCACGGAAAUGAGGAAUUCUUUUGCUUCUGUCAGAAUAAAACAUGUCAUCGAUCCCAGUCUGGUCAGGUUGGAUACGGAUAGUCCACUGUCGUUAGGAAACGUCAUUAUAGAGAAAAACCCAGAACAGCUCCCAAACGAAAUAGGAACCACGAAGCCAUUGUGCGAAUGUGACGUGCAGGAGGUCGGCAAGUUCAGUAUCAAGUGUCCAUCAGAUGGACACGAUUGUUUUGCAAAUGGCAUUGUUUACUUACCUGAUGAUCACAUCGUUGUUUCAGAUUGGAACAAUAAGAAAAUAAAGUUGUUUACAGCUUCAGGGAAAUGUUUGGAUGAGAUGAAGGUUACUGGAAACCCGUAUGAUAUGUGUUGUAUAGAUGAUGACACUGUAGCGGCCGCUAUCUACAAUUCUGAAAUACUCAUAAUCAAAGUGAACCAUGCAAAACUAACUUUGUCUUCCAAAAUAAAACUUUCUAUCGGAGCAGACCCAUAUGGUAUCACUUACUCAAAUGAGGCGUUUACUGUGAGUACUCAGACCGAUGUGUAUAGAGUCAGUAAGAAUGGAGUUCCGAACACAAUUGUUUCUUAUCCUAAUCGCUGCUUACACCUUGCGUGCGACCCAAGGACAGGACACAUAUAUGGAAGUCAAUUGACAUCCAAGGAUGGUGAUGUAGCUGUAUACAGACUGUCAGACGGUAAACUUACAAACAUAUCAAAAGUCGGUAUGCUGAGGACCGCAUCUGGUGUGGACGUCGACAGUGACGGCAAUGUGUACGUGUGUGGGAAUAGGUCUAAUAACGUGGUACAGAUGUCAAGGGACGGGACAAACGUCAGAGAGCUGCUGACGUCAUCAGACGGUGUAGACAGACCGAGGGCUAUAUCUGUGUGUGGGAACAAAUUCGUGGUGACCAAUGAAUCAAAGAACAGAAAUGAAGUAUAUGUGUUUGAACUUUACUGAUCAGUAACUAUGACAGUUGGUAACAGUAACAGUAUUCUGAUAUGAUCGGCCGUGAGAUUUAUUCGGGCCCUUGAAGCUUUUUUAACAAAUUAACAACAAACUCUAGCAUUCAUGAUGUAUAACUAGAGUGGAUGUAGGCCCAGGACUCACUGGUUAAUCCUGCUGAUUAUUGAAUACAAAUACAAUCAAUCCAGAUAACACUUUGUGUAGAAAUAAUAUUGUGUGAAUGUAAGGAAGUUGAGUUCUAUACAAUGAUGUAAGCUUAUAGAACUAAAUAAGCCAGAGAGCUGUGUUAAUAUUGGACAGGGAUAUGCCGGAUGGAAGGACUACAAAGUUUACCGAAAUGAAUACUUAGCCUUCUCUCAUAUUGAACUGGAGAGGUAGUGAGCUUAGAAGUCACAUAUAAUGAGAAAGAUCAACUCUUAAAUUGCAUUCUAGCCUCUUGUGCCUCUUGUUUGGUACGAGUAAAACAUUUAAGCUGUAGGAUAUGUAGGAAAUUAGACAUGAUUACUUGUUGUCAUACACGAUAGUUUGGAUCCGGUAGCGUGCGAUUCUCUCCAGUCGUAAGCUGGUGUCAUGUAUAGUAUGCUAUGCAUGGAUGGUAGUUUUAUAUAAUCACGUGAAAUAUCGGGAAGGGAUUAAAUUGAAAGGCGUUAGUUAUAGAUGGCCAGUGUUUAAUUACUGAUCUAUUCAGACUGAUAAGGCUUAUAGGAAGGCAAUCAUAUCAGCUCGUUUUAAUUAAUAUUGUAAAUCAUCUUUAUACUGGUAUCAUUCUCACUGGCAUGUAUCAGUUAGGGAAUGGUCUUUUCUUCUCAUAUGACCGUAUAGGCCCAUGGUCUUUUUUCUCAAUAUUUCAAAAUUUACCUCUUUUUAUAUAAAUCUUAUAUUGGCUUUUAAACUUUUGUUAAAUUGAUUACCUGGCGCCAAGAUUAUGUAGACUUCGAUUGUCAUUUAUACAAAAAAAAAAAAAAACAACAACAAACAAACAAACAAAUAAAAAAAAACAACAAAAAAACGCCUAUAUUUUAAUGUCAUAACCCGGUAUUACAUAUAACUGGUGAUUAUGUUUAAAUCAGAUUAAAAUCCUAUUAAAUCGCCUUAAUAAGAUUUUCAACUUCUUCUGUUUUUUAUUUCUGUCUACAGAUUCACAAAAUGAUUAUGCUUUGUAAAAACAACAUCAAAAGCAGUAAAUAUAAGUUAUAAUUAAAGAUAUGCCAUACACACCAACCACGAAUUUGUGUGACCUGU
This is a messenger RNA of Pecten maximus, 3305 nucleotides long. Its product is annotated as tripartite motif-containing protein 2-like. Gene Ontology annotation, cellular component: nucleoplasm; chromatin. Bases 69 to 2057 code for a protein of 662 amino acids. Lineage: Eukaryota; Metazoa; Mollusca; Bivalvia; Pectinida; Pectinidae. The record is from RefSeq and is a predicted model, not a curated record. The transcript is spliced from 2 exons. Gene Ontology annotation, biological process: positive regulation of DNA-templated transcription. Gene Ontology annotation, molecular function: ubiquitin-protein transferase activity; protein binding.